This is a messenger RNA of Hibiscus syriacus, 2595 nucleotides long. RefSeq names its product protein phosphatase 2C 16-like. The transcript is spliced from 6 exons. The record is from RefSeq and is a predicted model, not a curated record. Lineage: Eukaryota; Viridiplantae; Streptophyta; Magnoliopsida; Malvales; Malvaceae. The coding region runs from base 785 to 2395 and encodes 536 amino acids. Gene Ontology annotation, molecular function: protein serine/threonine phosphatase activity; cation binding. Gene Ontology annotation, biological process: protein dephosphorylation.
UGUAUACGUGUCCCCCUAAAAAAGAAUCCAUCCCCCCAACACAUUAUUCCUUUUAUUUUCUUCUCUUCCCCCCACACCAUCCUAAGCCUCAGCCUCAGCCUCAGCCUCGGCCUCGGCCUCCCCAAUCCCAGAACAUAGCAAACAAUCUAGGGGAAAAACUAAAGGAGGCUUCUUGUUUUAGGGCCACUUGAUUUCCAAUUUUCCACUGGUUCUUGUUGUAUGGGGUUGGUUUGUUUGUUUGAAGGAGGAGAAAGAGAGUGAAAGAGACCCUUGGCUGAGAUGGGUUUGCCUUAGAUCCAGGAAACUCAACUUGUAUAUACCAAAAAGUUAACCUUUUUAGGGCUUCCCCAGUGGUUAUCUGUGUUUGUUUUAGCUUUAUCCUAGGUUUUUUCUCAUGAUAACUUUUGACUUUUAUGGUUUUUUACAUAUAAAGCUUUGAAUUUGGUGUUUACAUUUUUUGCUUUAUAAUUUGUUUAAAAAAGGGUAGGUGGUGUGGACAGGUUUUAAUUACCUUCUUUCUCAAAAGAUGAAGAAUCUUGAUAAUUUGUGAUUAUGGUUUGAAUUUCAUUAAAUAUAAGGGUUGAUCCGUUGUGCUUUACCAGAUCUGUAUGAACAGAUUGUAGGGUCUCUGAGAUUCAUUGCAAUGGAGAAGGUAUUGAUAGAACCCUAUGACUUGGUCCCAAGCGUGUUGCUGGAAGGUGAUAGUUGAAGAUGAAUGGUAAAUCGUGGUUCACUCUUUAGAGAUUUUAAGUCGUAAUAAUUUGUGGAGUAGAGGCAGGAAUUGAUGGCAGAGAUGUCUCCGGCAGUUGCAGUGACGCUUAGUUUAGGUAACUCUAUGUGUGAGAACUCUGGACUCGCAGCUCAUGUGGAAAUCGCAAAGAUCAAGCUUGCAACCGAUGCAGCAAACUUGUUGUCCGAUUCUGCAAAGGUCAUUUCUCAGGAAUCUAUUUCUUGCAGCUAUGGAAAUUGUGAAGAAGAUAAGGACAGAGUUAAUAUGGUGGUGAUGUCGGAGGGUGUUGGGGAAGGAGCUGAUUCGUCGAAGAUGUUAUCUGAGAACAGAAAUAGAUCAAUUGCUACUAGUGAAUCGAUGGCUCAGGAGAGUGAGGAAGAUGAAAUUUUGUCAGUGGACACUAAUGGGAUUAUAAAUGAGGGGUUGCUGGUUUUAAAUGCAGGUUCUGAUAUAAGCUUGCGAAAUGUGGAAAUUGAAAGUGGUCGAAUUCUCGCAAAGGCUAUUAUUUUGGGAGAGUCGAACAUCGAGCAGGUGCCUACAGCUGAAGUUCUUAUUACAACAGUGAAUCCAGAUGCAAAGCUUUCUGAUGGGUUUGAUUUAAAGACCUCUGAAGUGGUAAUUCAACUGCCAAAUGAAAAGAAUCUCAAUAGAGGUUGCCGGAGUGUUUUUGAGUUGGAUUGUAUACCCCUUUGGGGUUCGGUGUCGGUUAUCGGAAAAAGAACGGAAAUGGAAGAUGCUGUUGCUGUUAUGCCUCGGUUUAUAAAGAUUCCCAUCAAAAUGCUUAUUGGUGAUCGUGUUUUCGAUGGUAUCAGUCGAAGUCUGACUGACCUUACUGGACACUUCUUCGGUGUAUAUGACGGCCAUGGUGGCUCACAGGUGGCAAACUAUUGUCGUGAUCGUAUCCAUGUGGCUUUGGCAGAAGAGAUUGGGAGCAUUAAAGACAAUUUAUGGGACGACACUAGCAAGGAAAAUCGAAAAGCACAAUGGGAGAAGACAUUUACUAGUUGUUUUUUAAAGGUUGAUGAUGAGAUCGGAGGAAAAGUUAGCAGCGGUAAUGAACAUACUUCUGGUGCUGGUUUUGAACCCAUUGCCCCCGAAACUGUUGGAUCAACUGCGGUGGUGGCCUUGGUUUGUUCGUCGCAUAUCGUUGUUGCUAACUGUGGUGAUUCAAGAGCAGUCUUGUGCCGUGGCAAAGAAGCCUUGAUACUGUCUAGUGAUCACAAACCAAAUAGAGAGGAUGAGUGUGCAAGGAUCGAGGCAUCAGGAGGCAAAGUUAUACAGUGGAACGGACAUCGUGUAUUUGGUGUUCUUGGGAUGUCAAGGUCCAUUGGUGACAGAUAUUUGAAACCGUGGAUUAUCCCGGAUCCAGAAGUUAUGUUUAUUCCUCGAGCUAGAGAAGAUGAAUGUUUGAUUCUAGCCAGCGAUGGGUUGUGGGAUGUGAUAUCAAGUGAGGAAGCUUGUGAGGUGGCUCGACGGCGAAUCCUUCUCUGGCACAAAAAGAACGGUGUUCCGUCUCUGGUUGAAAGAGGCAAAGGAGUCGACCCUGCCGCACAAUCUGCAGCUGAUUACCUUUUGAUGCUGGCCAUCCAAAAAGGUAGCAGGGACAACAUCUCUGUAAUUGUUGUAGACUUGAAAGCACAAAGGAAGUUUAAGAUCAAAUCAUAAUUAAAGUCUCUGCCGCCAAUCAUCUAAAGUCAAGGCACCAUAAUAGCUGACAUAUUAGAGUACUAGUGAAAUACAUAGCUCCGGUCCAUUACUUUUUCUUAUGGGCUUAAUGUGUGUACAAGAACAGAAAAUGUGUAUUAUAGAAGUGUUGUUGACGUAUUGCCUAUGUUUUGGUAUAAAUGGUGCCAAGCUUUUAUGCU